Messenger RNA from Rhodofomes roseus, 909 nucleotides. RefSeq names its product Inositolphosphorylceramide synthase subunit Kei1-domain-containing protein. Lineage: Eukaryota; Fungi; Basidiomycota; Agaricomycetes; Polyporales; Fomitopsidaceae. The annotation marks the transcript as partial. Gene Ontology annotation, molecular function: inositol phosphoceramide synthase regulator activity. Gene Ontology annotation, cellular component: Golgi membrane; inositol phosphoceramide synthase complex. The transcript has 4 exons. The record is from RefSeq and is a predicted model, not a curated record. Gene Ontology annotation, biological process: inositol phosphoceramide metabolic process.
AUGAAACUCACCCUCCGGCCAGAAUGGCGCCUCCGACCGCUCUCUUCGGCGUUCGGCUUUCUUGACCUCAAGACAGCUGUCAUCGUCACCCUCCUCUUCGCUGUUCUGAACAAGGUCGCAGGUGUAUAUGGCCUCAUAGCGAUGCUCACUGGUGCGGGCGGCACAGCCGCGCAGCUCAGCAUGUACCUCUAUUCUGCUGUCGCUCUGGCGGCUCUUAUGUGGGGCAUUAGGUCCACGACGCAGGAAAACGCUAAACACACGCUGUACUUCGCCCACCUGUUCUUCGCUGACCACAUCAUCAACACUGCAUGGCUGAUAUUCUUCGCCGUCAUAUGGUGGGUCUACACCCCGCACGACGGCCGGCGCAUGGCCAACUCUCCGUCGCAAGAGGAGAUCGCCAAGUCGGGCCCCGCCAUGGGCAGCCACAACAUGACAGAGGCGGAGCGCCAGCAAGCGGCGAUUACCCUCUGGCACGAGGAGAAAGGUAUUGCUACCGCUGUCAUCGUCCUCGGCUGGCUCGUGAAGUUCUACUUCGCUGCUCUGAUCUACUCCUACGCCAUCCACCUUCGCAAGGGCUCAUAUCGCUCCCUGCCGCGCUCACGGCCAUCACCUACCAUCACACAAGCACCGCUUGGUAUCGUCGGUGAAGACGACGAUGACGACGUCGAGGACUUCUAUCGCAUCCCUGUGCGCGCCCCCGCCAACGGCCACGCACGGUCGUCCUCUCACGGAUCUUCGCCCUCGCUCUCGAGCUUCGCUGACUUUGUCUCCGCCCCGCCGCCGGGCCGCGCGCGGCGCAAGGCAGGCAAGUCGAACCUGAGCGUCAGCCUCAGCGCAGCAAACGGCAAGGGCGAUAUGGACGAGCCGGACGAGGUGCUGUUCGACGACGACGAGCUGAGCGCAACGGGG